Molecule: messenger RNA, 1524 nt
Organism: Bradysia coprophila
Lineage: Eukaryota; Metazoa; Arthropoda; Insecta; Diptera; Sciaridae
Product: leucine-rich melanocyte differentiation-associated protein-like
Source: RefSeq, a predicted model, not a curated record
AGGACUCGAUUGAGUGAAUGUUUCAUAGUUCUAAUGCAUGAACCGAGUUUAAUUUUUGUUAAGUUCCAUUAUUAGCGCACUUUGUGAGCGUUUGCUUGAAUUUGUCUUUGUCACGGGAUCAUUUCACUUAAUAGAAGUACGAUACGUUAGUACUAAACGGAGUACAGUGUUAAAUUCGACUUCGUCUCAACUUUGGCUAAUAUAAACUUUGCUUAUUGCAAGAUUUAUUGAUGACUAUAUAAUUGAAAAAAAUUAGCGCCCAUUGUUACACAAAUCGAUUGAAAUUUUGAGUGCAUUAUAAUAUUUAAAAUGUAGAAAGAAAAAACUGAACGCCUUGGUUGAAAUAUGUGUUAACUAUAACCGUGGACUUUAUACAAAUAAUGGUGUUUCGUGAUGUAAUACAUUUAUUCACUCUUGUUCAGCGUACAAACAAUUUGCAUAUCUUAUCGAAUGUUAACUUAAGAAUUCAACUUAAUAAAGUCACAUUGUGCACAGUAUUGGGACAUUCGUUUGAAAACGGAAAAAAACUUACAUUUUUGAACGAAAACUAGCCAUCCCACAACACUUUGUUAAGUAUAAUUUUUGUGCUGUGUAUUCAAAACAACACUGCUAAACAUGUAUGCAUUACGCUCCUACGAAGAUUUUUAUGUCAGUGGUUUAUCCAACUACCGAGAAGAAAUCACCGCAACAGAUGACGAGGAUUAUUUAUUAGAUAGAAAAUCCACUAAAUUUGACAUAAUGGAUGCCGCAUUUUCAGAACCAAUUGAGUCCUUAUUAAUCGAUGGUCGGAUUUCAUUAGCCUACGAGCAAUUGACUAAAAUUCCACGGCCGAUAGCGGAUAAAUUUGCCAGUUCUACACAUAUAUUGGACUUGAGUUUCAACAGCAUUAAAGAUCUCUCUUUUCUGGCAAAUUUUAAGUGUUUGGGCACACUAAUCCUAGAUCGAAAUGAACAGCCGUAUGAAUAUUCACUUCCGUAUUUACCAUCGCUAAAAAUAUUGUGGCUCAACAAUUGUAACAUUUACAACAUGUCGAAAUGGAUAACAAGGAUACAAGCAUGCUGCCCAAAUUUGAGACACUUGUCUCUGAUCGGUAAUCCAGGCAUACUAUCCGCUUUCAAUGGUGCAUCGGUACUGGAGCAUUACGAUUAUCGAAUGUAUGUCAUCAGUGUGUUGCCAAAGUUGCAAUAUUUGGACGAUUCUGUUAUAACCGAAGGUCAAAGACAACUGGCUAAUUCAAACAAAAGAGCGUACGCGAUGAGUGGCGGACCGUUAAGAUUUAUCGAAAAAUUUGGUUCCACAAUGUUUCUGAAUAUGUUCAAAAAUGACAGAGAAAAUGCGAAGCAGGCAGUGGGAACCGGCAAUGAGACUGAAGCUGAAUUGGCAACUCAACCAUUAACAAAAAAUGGAAAUCAAUAGACUGCGGAAAAUGUACGACGGUUCAAAAUAUUAGGUCGUUCAUUUCAGUAACUAAAAUUGACACAAAUUGUUGUUUGCAUCAAAUAUACACUAAGUAGAAACAUACUG